Molecule: messenger RNA, 825 nt
Organism: Kogia breviceps (pygmy sperm whale)
Lineage: Eukaryota; Metazoa; Chordata; Mammalia; Artiodactyla; Physeteridae
Source: RefSeq, a predicted model, not a curated record
AUGACCCCAGCCGACCCCACUCCGGCCUCAGGCCUGGCCGCCGGCAGGCUGGGCGGGCGGAGAGCAGUCGGGGGCCCCCAGGCCUCUACUCGUCUGAGCCACCCUGCAGAGAGAAGACACAGCGGCGCCCCUCCAGAGCCGGGGUCGGGGUUAGCGAGGAGACGCCCGCGCCCGCAGGUCCGCAGCGUGAGCGUGAGCGCGGGCUAUUUUCUGAGCAGAGGAGGGACGGGGCCACCAGCUCGGAGCCCCCCCGCCCCGCACGUGGCCGUGUGCCCAGGGACUCCCGGCCGAGAGCUGCACCCACAGGACCGGCGCUUAAACCGAACAGCUAUUCCCGGGCAGAAACAGCUCAAUACACUUUACAGGGUCCUGUGGACCGACAGCCCCACCCAGGACAGGGUGGCGGUUCUCCAGGAGCACAGACUCCACUGCGAAACUGAAAACGACACACACUUUCCCGGAACCACCGACGGGCCUCCCGGGCGUCCGCUCGACGCGGACACGCUGGGUCGGCGGCCGGGCACGGGAAAGGGGUCCGCGCCGGAGUCUGGGCGUCAGUGCCGGGGCAACGCUCCCGUGAGCAGCAGCGCGGGGGCCGCUGGUUCCCGGUCAGCACGCUGCCCGCGGGGCCACCCUCGUGACCUCGGCUCGGCCUCCAGCGCAGGGACCGGCCACCAGGACGGGAAACCUGGGCCCGAGAACCGCCCCGGCCCGCCGUGUCCCCGCUCCUCCCGGGGGCGCCGGGGGUGCGCGGGCGGCCCCUCCCGGUCCCCAGGCGCCGGGACCCCGGCGCCAGGCCUAACCCUGCGGCGGUCCCAGCUUUAG